GGAAGCAUCGAAUUGUACCAACGUUCGUAGCCUUUCCACGUCCCUCUGUUUUUUCUUAGAGUUCAAGUUUUUCUCUCCUGCAUAAAUCAAACAAAGGCAUUGCCUUGGUGGAGCUUAGGUUUUUCAACACUCUGCCUUCUUUCCUGGUAUUUAGCUGUGAUCAAGAUUGCAGCUUAAUCCUGUCUCUGAGAAUUGCAACUUCCAUGGUUUAGCUGUGCAUUGAUGGAACACAACAACAGUAGAGUGGGGGAGAACAGUUCUUCCCAUUGCAAUAACACGAAGAACCCGGAUAGCCAUAGAAUUUGUUCUAGUAGAGAUCCCAUGCCUGGGACUGGGAGUGACCUUUGGAAAAAUGAGCUUAUUUGUGCUUUUGAGUUUAUCCGAAGCCGGAAGAAAAUAAUUAGUUCAAAACCUGGUUCAAAAAACCUGACUAAACAACAAAUAGAUGGUGAGCAAGAGAGGGUGCGUGUUCCUUCUUACGGAUUUUCUGAUUCUCCAUCCCAAAUGGAAGAUAGGAGCCAGCAAUCAGGCCAAGUUCAGGAUAUGGAAAGGUUUGAGGGUGGUCAUUGGGUUCCAAUUGGGUGGGAUAGGAUUUCGGAAAUUGUACAAACUGUGCAAGCUGUUUCUUGCUUCCAUUUCGAUGUGCAAGAUCUGUACAUUAGUAUAUCACUCAGUCACUCACACAGCCACACCCCAAUGGCUCGUAGAAGCCAUUUGUCUUACGAGAUUUGGGAUUCAACAGCUCAUAGAAGCCAUUGUCUUACUAAAAGUUCAGGUUGUUCAUCUUUGGUUUAUCCUUUCAACAAGAAUAAACGUAGAUAAGUUUUUUAUUAUUAAUUCUAUUAUUAUUUCG
Malus domestica (apple) is the source of this 853-nucleotide messenger RNA. Lineage: Eukaryota; Viridiplantae; Streptophyta; Magnoliopsida; Rosales; Rosaceae. The record is from RefSeq and is a predicted model, not a curated record.